CCCUUUUCUCACAUCUCUUAAUCGGUUAAUCCCCCUUUCUUUUAGCCUUCCCCAACAAACUCAAACCCUAGAUCUCAAUUCUCAACCAAUGGCUCCCAAAGCAGCAGAGAAAAAACCGGCCGAGAAGAAGCCCGCCGCCGAGAAAGCCCCGGCCGAGAAGAAGCCCAAGGCCGGCAAGAAGCUCCCCAAGGAAGCCGGCGCCGGCGCCGUCGACAAGAAGAAGAAGAGAGUUAAAAAGAGCGUGGAGACCUACAAGAUCUAUAUCUUCAAGGUGCUCAAACAGGUUCACCCUGACAUCGGUAUCUCCAGCAAGGCCAUGGGGAUUAUGAACAGCUUCAUCAACGAUAUCUUCGAGAAGCUCGCUCAGGAGUCUUCCAAGCUUGCGAGGUACAACAAGAAGCCAACCAUCACUUCUCGGGAGAUUCAGACGGCUGUGAGGCUUGUGCUCCCCGGUGAAUUGGCCAAGCAUGCUGUUUCCGAAGGCACCAAGGCGGUGACCAAAUUUACUAGUUCUUAAAUUUCUGUUUGAUUAAAUGUCUAGGUUAUAUAAUUGGUUAGGACUCUUUUAUGUUUUGUGUCUAAGUAUGAAGUUUCUGUUGGUAACUGAAUAUUUCUGAUCUAUUUUCAUGUGAUGUAACUACUAGUGUUCUCAAUUAAUGAUAUGAUAUUUUUAGAUC
Molecule: messenger RNA, 677 nt
Organism: Daucus carota subsp. sativus
Lineage: Eukaryota; Viridiplantae; Streptophyta; Magnoliopsida; Apiales; Apiaceae
Product: histone H2B.3
Exons: 1
Coding region: 89-517 (142 amino acids)
Cellular component (GO): nucleosome
Molecular function (GO): DNA binding; protein heterodimerization activity; structural constituent of chromatin
Source: RefSeq, a predicted model, not a curated record